Molecule: messenger RNA, 576 nt
Organism: Drosophila takahashii
Lineage: Eukaryota; Metazoa; Arthropoda; Insecta; Diptera; Drosophilidae
Source: RefSeq, a predicted model, not a curated record
AUGGAUCUGAAAGUAGUCCUACUGGUGGUGUUCUUCAUUAUAACACUUACAACUGGAGCUAAGUAUGAACUUACGGUUUUGGAUGAGGAUGUAUUCAGCAGUUGUCCUGAUCCCGCUCCCGGCACACUUGACGUAAAUGGCUUGUUUGAUUUAUCCGAGCUUUCAACUUCUAUGGAUGCUAACGGUAUUACCGUCAUCGGAAACUCGACUUUGAUAUGGGACAUUAAACAGGAGGAUCGCAUACAGCUUCUGUAUCUCGAAAGAGGCACCUGGACGUCCACAGUAUUUUCCAUUACUUCAAGGGACUUUUGCAAGGAGAUGUACGACAAAAAUUAUUUCUGGUACAAAUAUUGGACACAGUAUAUAUUAAACGAUACCAAGGAUAAAUGUUUAAAUGUUCCCGGGACCAAAAUGAUUCAUGAGCCAUUUUUGCUGAGUUUGACCGCCAACGUCAUUGGCCUUCGAGAAGGACGCUACAAAGCCAACAUAAUGAUGAGAGCCUACGAUUCCUCUGGAACCGAGCGGCCAACUCGCAUUUGCAUUGAAAUACAGGGCGAUGUGUUCAAAAUGAAAUGA